Molecule: messenger RNA, 2647 nt
Organism: Kickxella alabastrina
Lineage: Eukaryota; Fungi; Kickxellomycota; Kickxellomycetes; Kickxellales; Kickxellaceae
Product: quinon protein alcohol dehydrogenase-like superfamily
Exons: 7
Coding region: 159-2528 (789 amino acids)
Biological process (GO): ribosomal small subunit assembly; maturation of SSU-rRNA from tricistronic rRNA transcript (SSU-rRNA, 5.8S rRNA, LSU-rRNA)
Cellular component (GO): small-subunit processome; Pwp2p-containing subcomplex of 90S preribosome
Molecular function (GO): protein binding
Source: RefSeq, a predicted model, not a curated record
AUCUGCUUCAAAAAAAGUUGACCAGUUUUUUUUUUCAUCCUCAAACCCGCCUCUGCAGCUUACUUUUACUAGCUUGAUCCUCGCGCUCGCUGCGCUUUCAUCGUCCUUGCCCAAUAUCACACACACACAUUAUUGUCAAUACUUUUUUUUUACCCAGAAUGAAGACUGAAUUCAAGUUUUCGAAUCUCUGCGGAACAGUGUACAGAAAGGGAAACCUUGUGUUCAGCCCCGACGGCAACACGAUCCUCAGUCCCGUCGGCAACCGCGUGACAGUCUUCGAUCUGGUGAACAACCGCACAGAGACACUGCCGUUCGAGAACAAGCGCAACAUCCGGCGCCUCGCGCUGUCGCCCAACGGAAACCUUCUUUUGUCGGUUGAUGACCUGGGCAACGCGCUACUGAUCAACUACCGCAAGCGCACGAUCCUGCAUCACUUCAACCUGAAGGACAAGGUGCGGGAUAUCCAGUUUUCGCCCGAUGGCAAGUACUUUGCCGUUGGUCUGGGCCGACACAUUGAGGUCUGGCGGUCCCCCGGAUACACGCGCGACUGGUCGCCGGACUCACGGUUCUUCUUGACGUCGGGCAAGGACAUGACGACGAAGGUCUUUUCAGUUGAUCCCAUCGAGGGCUUCACAGCAACGACCAUGUCGGGCCACCGCGCUGUGGUUGUCGGCGCUUGGUUUGCCAAGGAUAUGCGCGCCAUUUAUACGGUUAGCUCAGAUGGCGCCGUCUGUGUCAGGCGGUUCCGCGUGCACGGUAUUGCCGAUGAUCUGAAGUUUGGCGAGUUCCCGCGCGACGUCGAGGGCAAACUGCUGCCCACCAAGUGGUUCACCGAGCAGCGCCAUAUACGAAGAUGGACUCCCGGUCCAGAGCGCAGCCUUCAACCCGGCCACCACCUGCUUGUCUUGGGAAUGACCAGCGGCGUGUUUGGAAUCUGGGAGAUGCCCGACUUUAAUCAGAUCCACUCACUGUCGAUCUCGCGCAAGAAGAUCAACACCAUUGCCAUCAACCCAUCGGGCGAGUGGCUGGCCUUUGGUUCGGCCAAGCUUGGCCAGCUGCUCGUCUGGGAGUGGCAGAGCGAGACCUACGUGUUGAAGCAGCAGGGUCAUUUCUACGACAUGUCGUGCGUCGGCUACUCGGCGACGGCCAGUGAUCCUGUCUGCUUCUCUGACGGCACCGUGAGGGCUUACGACCUGGUGCGGUACCGCAACUUCCGCAUCUUCACGUCGCCCACGCCCGUCCAGUUCAACACCCUGGCGGUCGACCCCAGUGGCGAGAUUGUCUGUGCCGGAUCCCUGGACUCGUAUGAGAUCUACAUGUGGAGCAUGCAAACGGGCAAGCUCUGGACCGGGCUAGUGUUCCGCCCCGACGGCCUGUCCCUGGCAUCCAGCUCCUGGGACAAGACCGUGCGCAUGUGGGAUAUCUUUGACCGCUCCAAGAUUGUCGAGCGCCUGGAGCACUCCAGCGAGGUGCUGACUCUGGCGUACCGCCCAGACGGCAAGGAGCUGUGCGCGUCGACGCUUGACGGUCAGAUCCACUUCUGGGACGUUGCCAAGGCAGCGCCCACGGGUACCAUUGAGGGCCGCCGCGACAUUGCCGGCGGCCGCAAGGCCGGAGACAAGCGCACGGCUGACAACACGUCGUCUGGAAAGUGCUUCAACUCCUUGUGCUACUCCGCCGACGGCACUGCUGUUUUGGGCGGUGGCAACAGCAUGUUCGUGUGUCUGUAUGACCGCAAGUCGGGCAUCCUUAUGCGCAAGUUCCAGAUUACAAAGAACCAGUCAUUGGAUGGCGUCCAGGUCAAGCUCAACUCCAACCUGAUGACGGAGGCUGGCUCUGCCGAUCUCAUCGAUUCGGACGGCAUUGACAGCGACUCGGAGAAGCUUGCCGACAGCAGUCUGCCGGGUGUCAAGUCGGGCGACAAGGCCAACCGUGUGUUGAAGCCUGAGGCGCGCACCCGCGAUGUCAAGUUCUCGCCCACGGCAUCGACUGAGGGUCUGCUGAUCUACUCGCUUGACGAAACCAUGGUUUUCGACCCCUAUGAGCUCGACGAGGAUGUCACCCCCGAUACCAUACGCGAUCUCUCGCGCAAGGGCGACCACCUGCGCGCCCUGGUCAACGCCUUCCGCCUGAACGAAAAGUAUCUUAUCCGCGAAGUCUACGAGGCUAUCCCGCCUCUGGACGUCGUGCUGCUGACCAAGGAUUUCCCCGAGGCGUACUUGGAGCGGUUGCUUAAGUUCAUCGCUGGCAUAAUCGAGGCCAGUCAGUUGCUUGAGUUCCACCUGCGCUGGAUUUCGGGAUUGCUUUGCAAUCAUGGCUCGUUCGUCAAGACACGGUCGGCUGCGCUGCAGCCCGAUAUUGGCUCGGUUUGCGAUAAGAAUUAUUAUUCGCUGAACUACCUGCUUAUUCAGGGCAAGCGCCAGGCGGAAACCCUUAACGAUGACAACGACGCCUAUGAGACCGAUGGCGAGUUUGAUGAGGACGACGCUAUGAAUGUGGAUUCCGCUACCGCUUUUGUCGGUGCUUAGAGUACUCGUGUUUAAUUUUAAUUUCCAUUAUUUGUCCAAAAAAAUUGAUUCAAUAUUUAUUGUUAUUAGUGGCCGAUAACGCUGCACAGCGCGGAUAAAAAUUAUGUUUAUCAUGUGUU